AUGACGACAUUCGACCUUGCCUCGGCGACAAACCACCUCCUCUACACUGGCAUCAUCAUCUCUCCAGUAAAAGUGGUCAAGGCGCGGGGGACGUACCUCACAGACGAUGAGGGACGCCAAAUCCUUGACUUCACGUCAGGUCAGCGAAGCUCGCUCCUGGGGCAUUCCCAUCCCGAGAUUGUGGAUGUGGUGAAAACUCAGAUUGAGACGGUCGAUCACCUACACAGCACGAUGAUCACAGAGCCCGUGGCGGACUUGGUUCUCCGAUUGGCUCGCUUGCUGCCCUCACCCCUGGAGAAGACUCUUCUCUUGAACACAGGAUCGGAGAGUGUCGAGGCCGGAAUCAAGCUGGCCAAGGCCUACACCGGAAAGUUCGAGGUCAUAGCUCUCACUGCAAGCUAUCACGGCCAGACUGGGGCCGCCAGCUCCGCCACUUUCUCCAAAUAUCGCAACACUGGACUGCCAUGCAUGCCGGGCCAGCUGGCUUUCCCCGCACCGUAUGCAUACGGAUCGCCCUUCCAGCGAGACGGAAAGUACGACUGGGAGGCCGAAUUCGAUUACGGUUGGUCCUUGCUUGAUCGCCAGAGCGUCGGAUCGCUCGCCGCAUUUGUGAUCGAGCCGAUUCUGUCCGGAGGAGGCAUCUUAGAACUGCCCGGCGGUUACCUGACGCGGCUCAGUGCUGAAUGCAAGAAGCGCGGGAUCGUGUUGAUCGUGGAUGAGGCACAGACCGGCGUCGGACGAACUGGCAAGAUGUUCGCUUUCCAAGAAGAGGAGGGCUUUGUCCCCGAUAUCCUUCUUUUGUCCAAGACCUUGGGCUGUGGCGUUCCUCUUGCCGCUCUCGUCACCAGUGCUGAAAUCGAGAAAGGCUGCCGGAACUCGGUGUUCUAUUGGAACACAACCCAUCAGAACGACCCCUUGACUGCCGCUGUGGGGAACAAGACCCUGGAGAUCGUCGAGCGUGAUGGACUCUGUCAGAACUCGGCUGAACGUGGAGCCCAGCUGACACAAGGUUUGCGCCAACUUCAGGGAAAGUACGGAGGGUGGAUCGGCGAUGUGCGCGGACGUGGACUUCUUCAGGGCUUGGAAUUGGUGACAAAACCAGGGGCAGCCAUCACUGCAAAGGAUCUGGGACAUGCUGUCGUGGAGAAAUCCUUGGCCGGUGGAUUGUCGUGUAGUGUUGUUCCCUCUCCCGCGCAGGGAUCGGUUAUUCGUCUAGUCCCACCGAUCACCGUGUCUGCGCAAGAGAUCGAUCAGGCUCUUCAAAUCCUAGACCAAUCUCUUGCAGCCGUACUAGUGCAGUAG
This is a messenger RNA of Penicillium diatomitis, 1302 nucleotides long. Its product is annotated as aspartate aminotransferase family protein. Gene Ontology annotation, cellular component: mitochondrion. The transcript has a single exon. Gene Ontology annotation, molecular function: transaminase activity; pyridoxal phosphate binding. The record is from RefSeq and is a predicted model, not a curated record. NCBI's taxonomy places the organism in Eukaryota, Fungi, Ascomycota, Eurotiomycetes, Eurotiales, Aspergillaceae. Bases 1 to 1302 code for a protein of 433 amino acids.